Molecule: messenger RNA, 1008 nt
Organism: Colletotrichum orchidophilum
Lineage: Eukaryota; Fungi; Ascomycota; Sordariomycetes; Glomerellales; Glomerellaceae
Product: cytochrome P450
Exons: 5
Coding region: 1-1008 (335 amino acids)
Molecular function (GO): oxidoreductase activity, acting on paired donors, with incorporation or reduction of molecular oxygen; monooxygenase activity; heme binding
Source: RefSeq, a predicted model, not a curated record
AUGUCAUCCAAUUUCUCCUCUCAAUUGGGCGGGGCGUCGAACACCAUCCCGCCGCCCACAGAAAAGCCGAUCGCCCAUCUCGCCACUGUCUUACUGAUCGUCCGUUUACAGUAUGCCCUGGCGACCAUAGCAGUAAGCUACCCGAUAACCCCCUCGAUCGGUAUGAAUUUCCAGUUCUCCCAAUCACGCCGAAUCACCGAGUUCUUCCAGACGAGCAAGGAGCUGAUAAUCAAGGGCACAGCCGCUUAUGGCGACAAACCAUUUGAGCUUAUGACGGAAUCGAGCAACGUCUUGGUCUUGCCCCCAUCUUUCAUCCGCAAACUUCGAAGUGACCCAAACCUUGCUUUCGAGGAACCUGCCAUUGAUAAUGGCAUGAGAUUAGUCUCCAGCUACAAAGUCGGCCAGUGGCUGUCACUCGCCGCGAUCCACACGACGAUCGAUUGGCUCACACAGACCAUGGUCGAUCUGGCGGAGUACCCCAAGCUCUUCCAGCCUCUGCGUGGCGAGUUUUCUCGCGUUCUCGGUGCCGAGGGAUUUAAGAUGAUGGCACUCUAUAAACCGAAACUGAUGGACAGCGUCAUCAAAGAGUCGCAACGCAGGAAGCCUGUCCUACUCUCUAUCUGGCGCCGACUCGCCAAGAAAGACGUCAUUUUCUUCAACGGCGUCGUCCUUCGCAAAGGCCAGAAGAUCAUCGCCACAAACAUUCACAUGUCGGACGUCAACUACUAUGAGAACACCGCAAAGUACGACGGCUACCGGUUCCUCACCAUGCGUGACGCUUACCCCGGCCCCUUCUUCGCCGUCAACGAGAUCAAGAUUACGCCGGCUCACUUGCUGCUAAGAUACGACUGGAAGUUCCCCGAAGGCUUCAAGCCGCAGACGAUGCCUCACAUCAUGGUUCUGUUGCCGGAUCUUUUGGCGACGCUGUUGAUUCGCAGAAGAAAGGAGGAGCUCUAUUUAGACUCGUUGGAGCGUCGAUCUGUUUCCCUUCCUAUUUUUAUCUGUUAG